Molecule: messenger RNA, 1092 nt
Organism: Phaeodactylum tricornutum CCAP 1055/1
Lineage: Eukaryota; Bacillariophyta; Bacillariophyceae; Surirellales; Neidiaceae
Exons: 1
Coding region: 1-1092 (363 amino acids)
Biological process (GO): positive regulation of anaphase-promoting complex-dependent catabolic process; anaphase-promoting complex-dependent catabolic process; positive regulation of ubiquitin protein ligase activity
Cellular component (GO): anaphase-promoting complex
Molecular function (GO): ubiquitin ligase activator activity; anaphase-promoting complex binding; protein binding
Source: RefSeq, a predicted model, not a curated record
AUGGAUCUCGAUCCGAGUACAAACUCGUCGGUUGCGAAGAAAGUGCUGCGGAAGGUACCGGGAGCUCCAACGCGCGUCUUGGACGCACCCGACAUUGUGGACGACUACUAUCUCAAUUUGGUGAGUUGGGGAAAGGAUAACGUUUUGGCCGUUGCGUUGGCACAGAGCGUCUAUUUGUGGCAUGCCGGCACGGGGGUUAUUCAGCAUCUUGUCACCGUGGAUGCCGGCAGUGACUACGUUACCAGUGUCAGCUGGUGUCCCACACCAGGACAGACUCGACACGUUGCGGUCGGCACAAACGCAGCCGUCGUACACAUUUACGACGGAAUUGCUUUGAAGAAAAUCAGAACACUUCAUGGGCACACAGGCCGAAUAUCGUCGUUGGGAUGGAACCAACACUGGUUGAGUUCAGGCGCACGAGACUCACAAAUCAUCAAUCAUGACGUACGCGUAGCACGCAACAUUGUGAGUCGGUAUAUGGCACACGAGCAGGAAGUAUGCGGUCUAAAAUGGAAUGAGGACGGGUCUAUGCUAGCCAGUGGCGGGAACGAGAAUUUUUUGUGUAUAUGGGAUGCUGCCAUGUCGGGAUCCCGGCAGCGUCUUUCGAGUACGAACGAAAUUUCUCCUCGCUUAAUUCUUAAGCAGCACAAGGCAGCUGUCAAAGCACUGGACUGGUGUCCUUUUUAUCGUGGGCUUUUGGCAAGUGGGGGAGGGACGGCGGAUCGUUGCAUUAAAUUUUGGAACUCUUCGUCGGGCGCCAUACUCAAUAGCAUCGACACGGGCAGCCAAGUUUGUUCCAUUGUCUGGAGCAAACACCAGCGAGAACUGUGUUCGUCGCAUGGCUAUUCAGAGAAUCAGCUCAUUUUAUGGAAAUAUCCAUCCAUGACUAAAAUCAAGGAACUCAAAGGACAUACCGCACGCGUAUUGAAUAUGGAAAUGAGCCCGGACGGAGCGUCGGUGGUGUCGGCUGCUGCCGACGAGACUCUGCGGUUCUGGAACGUGUUUGGCAAUCCGUCAACGUACCGAAACGGUUCAUCGGGAGCAUCCAUUUUUGGGGAGGAUAUAUCAUUUGGUGUGCCACCCAUCCGAUAA